Hymenoscyphus albidus is the source of this 2649-nucleotide messenger RNA. NCBI's taxonomy places the organism in Eukaryota, Fungi, Ascomycota, Leotiomycetes, Helotiales, Helotiaceae. The record is from the annotation of a GenBank genome assembly.
CUUUGCACAAUAUCAUUGAGUCGUUCGAUAAGGAUGGAUUUGUUGUCUUCCGUAACAUCAUCGUGAGGAGAAGCUAGAGAGGUAGGAUUGGUCGUCGGGGAUGGGGAUGGGGAUCGCGCAAAACGAGGCGAGGUCGGGGAGGAGAACUGGGAGGAAAGUUGUCGAGUUAUGCCCAGAUUAUAUGACAUUGUUGAGGGCAUUGGUGAUCCAUACAGAGUUGUUUCGAUGUCAUGGAAUCGAAAGGAGUUGACCUCGGAAUGAUGGAUUGAGUGUUACUUGGUGCCAACCUUCAUGGGCACCUGGGCAGGUACAACGAGGCUGGGAAAGUGGGGUCGGCAGGUGAAAUGUUGGCAGGGAUGUUGGCAGAACCAACCUGAACGACGAUCUUGCUCCGUACUCCGUACAUAGCGGUGAGUAGGGUAAGUAUAAAAACCCAGGAAAAAAUAGUAGAAAACCAACGCAAGACUGGAAAGAAAAAUUGAAGUAUUCUUUUUGUAGAAUUCUUAGUGUAAAUAGAAGAAGUGUCAGACUUCGAUUUUGAGCUCCCUCAAGGCGGGGUAGCUUUCAGUUUGAUCUCCUUGGCAAAACAAAGCGGGUGGCCGUCCCUCGGAGCUCAAUUUAUUCAGAUCCAGGCUUUUGGUCAACUUUCUGACCACCUACCGUACAACCCAACUCAAUACCUGUGCCACCUUUCGUCCUACUUCCCACGUAUUCCACAUCCGAGUCCCUGCGUUUUUCAAGAAGCUAGAUUUCGAGACCAACAGAAAUUAUAAGAUAUCUGCAGAAAUCUGUCACCAUGGCGGCAAGUGUACGCGGAUAGAUGACUCCUCGAUGCAAAGCGAUCAAUUGUUGACCAUUGUAUAGGAAGAUUUCCUUCCAACGCUCAAGACCGUCCGAGAAGUCGUAUCACAGUCCGCCGGGAAGCCAAAUGCCCCAAAUCUCGUCCCAAUCUAUGCCCAGAUAUCGUCUGAAGUCCUCACCCCAUCUGGAGCAUACCUGAAGAUAUCAAACCACUCCAAAUCCGAUUUCUCCUUCUUGUUUGAGAGUGCAAACACCGAAAAGGUGGGAAGAUAUAGCUUUGUGGGAGCUGGUCCUCGGAAAAUACUGAAGACUGGAGAAGGUCAUGGACCUGAGGUAGAUCCCUUGCCAGCAUUGGAGGAGGAGCUAUCAAGGAGUCGAGUUGCAGAAGUCCCUGGGUUAGCAUUACCACCAUUGACGGGAGGGGCAAUUGGGUAUGUUGGAUACGACUGUGUGCGAUACUUCGAGCCCAAGACGAAAAGGCCUAUGCAGGAUGUGCUAAAGGUCCCGGAAUCACUUUUCAUGCUCUUUGACACAAUUGUGGCCUUUGAUCGAUUUUACGACAUUAUAAAGGUUAUCACGUAUGUCCAUGUACCAGAGGAGCCGAAAGAUCUUGAAUCAGCGUACGAAGAUGCCCAACGAACAAUCAAUGAGCUUGUCGAUGUUCUACGUUCCGAGCAUACCCCGCUACCCCACCAACAACCAAUUCAACCGAACCAAGAAGCCGUUUCAAACAUUGGCCAGGAAGGUUAUGAAAAACAUGUCACGACGCUCAAAAAGCACAUCAUUGCUGGAGAUAUCAUACAAGCUGUUCCAUCUCAGCGUUUUGCCAGACCAACCUCACUACACCCGUUUAAUGUUUAUCGCAAACUACGAAAUAUCAAUCCGUCGCCAUAUUUGUUCUACAUCAACUGCAAAGACUUUCAAAUUGUCGGCGCUUCUCCCGAACUUCUCGUAAAACGGGAGAAUGGGCGAAUUAUUACUCAUCCAAUUGCUGGUACAGUAAAACGAGCACCAAAUGAUCCAAUUCUCGACGCGAAACUCGCAGACGAACUUUCUAGUUCGCUUAAGGAUAGAGCUGAACAUGUCAUGCUGGUUGAUCUUGCAAGAAAUGAUGUUAAUCGGGUGUGUGAUCCCACCACAGUCAAAGUUGAUCGCUUGAUGGCUGUAGAAAAGUUUAGUCACGUGCAGCACCUGGUUUCACAAGUUUCUGGGGUCCUCCGGGCAGGGAAAACGCGAUUUGAUGCGUUUAGAUCUAUAUUUCCUGCUGGAACCGUAUCCGGGGCCCCAAAAGUCAAGGCUAUGGAGCUUAUUGCGGAGUUGGAGAGGGAGAAACGGGGUGUCUACGCAGGAGCUGUAGGAUACUUUGGGUAUGGAAGCGUUGACAAAGAAGGCAACGAGUUGGAAGGAGAAAUGGAUACUUGUAUUGCGUUACGGACGAUGCUCGUGAAGGAUGGUAUAGCGUAUUUACAAGCUGGUUUGUUGGCCCUUUCCGACACUUAGUUGAUUUGCUCCCAAGCUUACGAUAUACAGGCGGAGGUAUUGUUUUCGACUCCGACCCUUACGAUGAAUACAUCGAGACUAUCAAUAAGCUUAAAGCGAAUACGACCACGAUAGCUUUGGCCGAAGUACAGCACUUGAAGGAGCAGACAAAUGCCAAGAAUAGCUUAUGACGAAGGUCAAGCUCAACGCAAAUUCGAGAGGUGAAGGAAUAAUGCAUAUCCACGCUCCAGACAAUGAGGUGAGAUCAUUACAAUGAAUUUAUUGAAUUUAUAAGAUGAUCUACGGUAAUAAAAAGUAGGGGUUAUUGAGAAUCGAUACCCCUUUGUUAAGCGAGUUAGAGAAAGUCAC